AUGCGGGCGGUCGGCCGGCCGAUCCAGCCAACCAAUCAGAAGCCGCCCAGACGACUAAUUGUGUUGUCUGGAGAGAGUGUGCGCCGCCCGCGACAAACUCCGCGGACCCCGCGUCUCCGGAGCUGACCUCCGGCGCACGUCUACUGUUUCCUCAAGCGGCGGCUAGACACGCACACGACGGCUUUGUGCGAUCAGCAAGCAUCGCCUGCAGAAAUGGCGUCGAGUGAAUAUCGUUCGACGGCGUGUCGGACGGCGAUUGCGGGAAACGCCGCUUCCGCCGACGAGUAAUAGCAGACAGACGGAGCGAAGAAGACAUCCGCAGAUACUAAAUUUCUCUCGUCAACCCGCGCUCCCCGAAGAACUGCACGAGAGAGAAACAGAAGGGUUAUCCGCAGAAGGAGUGAGUGUGGAAAUUGCACAAUUGAUCGAGCGCCAAUUUUCCCGUCCAUCGCCCGGAUAAAGGUAUCUAAUGUCUGGAGGUGACAAUGCCCCGCCUCCUUCCACCCCCCCUCCCUCUUCCUCGUCCUCCCUCCCUCCCACACUCACUCCAUUCAUCUCCCCCUCGGGGGUGGGCGGAGUCAGGUUCCCUAUCUACGCCACCAUCCAGGGUGUCAACUCUCCACUUCUCUACUCCCCCACUCUCUUUGGACAGUCUGUGUUGCCAUGGAGACCACUGGUGACCACGCCCACCACCAGUGCUGCAGCAGCUGCAGGUAGUGGAGUGCAGACCGUGUCUCCAGCCUCCACCCCUCCCUCCUCCGCUUCCCCCUCGGUCGUCACGGGAUACGCGGCAGCCUCGUUUGCCCAGUUGCCGGGGGGACUGAUGUACCCUCUCUCCUCCCUCAACAUGCCUCUCCUCAUGCAGACAGACUCCACCCCCAAGAAAGGUGUAACUGGUGGUAAGAGAAGAGGCGACUCAUCCUCGGUGGCAGAUUCUGAUGACGCCAAACGAUCCCGGGUAUCCACGGCAACGGGGGGGCCCCAAUCGGCGGGGUCGUCAUCGUCCCCCUCGCCCCAACCUCCGUUACUCCGCCCCACUCCACAUCGCUCCCCUGUCAUCAAGUACAACCUGCUGCCUUACAACAUUGGUGGAGCCACAGUUGUCGCAGGAGCGGUGCCGGGGCAACAGGCCACACCCACCUCGUUAACCCAGACAGUUAUUCUCUCCAUUACUCCCAACACGACUGGUGCCGUAGGAACCGCCCGUCUCUCCCCUCACCCCACCCUCGUACAAGCCACGCCCCCUAGCUCCACCCCCUCGACUCCGCCCUCCUUCCCCACUGUCACACCCUCCCUCUCCUCCUCCUCCAUUCCUCCAAAUCUCCUCAUCACUAUACUGCGAUGUUUUGGGCCUCUUCAGGUCCCUUCCUCCAUACCAGUUAAUCAACUGGUGAUCUCUGACCUUCUGUCCGACCUCUACCGAUCCUCCUACCACACCACCUCUGAGAUCUCUGGGAACCUAUCUCCUGAGAGCUGUGCCCUCCUCACCAUCGCCUACCUCUCCUCCCUUCGCAGGGGAGAGAGGGUGUGUGUGGAGAGUCUCCAUACCAUGCUCAAGUACGCCAGAACGGGGGAAUCGGAAUGGCUCCAGUACUACAAGAGGCACAAGAAGAUGUCCGAAUCCACGUUUGUUCAGUCACAGUUGAUGCAUCUCUCCCGAAUAUCUGUCUACCCUGCACUCGGCCGCGUUCGCGUCAUGAUCUCCAACGAGCAUCUGGCACAGGGGAUCACCCUGACGAUUAAGAACCUCACCCAGCUGGUUGCCAUGACGACCGAGGCCCUCCCGGACUUUGUGGUAGUGUUGGCCGUCCGUGGCAACGUGGGGGUGGAGUUUUGUGUCCUCGUCCUCGAGCCCCUCCUCUCGCAGCUAUUGCUACGCCAACAGAAAAACAGAUGGCGUCGACUGGCACACGGAGUGUUGAAGAAGUCUGGGAGUGCAUCUGUUGGUGGUGCCAUGGAAACGACGGCAGGGGGAACCCCUCUCUUCAGCAGAGAUUGAAAUUGAGAAGAGACUGCUAGUUACACUGAGGAGACUCCAGAGAGGGCUGAAGGGAGAAGUCCACAUUCCGUUCCAGGAACCUGGGAAUGGGAACGGAACCAUAUCACCGUCGAGGGCGGAGGUAAUGACCCCUGUGACCCCUCACGUGAUCGAGCAUAAGCCCGGGGGUCCGUACGGCGAUCAGGUGAGCGUUGCCAUGCACCUCAUGCAGCGGAUCACAGCAGGGGGCGGAGUAAAACUUGAGAAUUUUAGAACCCUCGAUUUCUGCGUCCUCUGCCCCCCGGGGGUUAAUUUCGUGAGGGGGGUGGAGCGAGGAAUGGUG
Molecule: messenger RNA, 2321 nt
Organism: Geodia barretti
Lineage: Eukaryota; Metazoa; Porifera; Demospongiae; Tetractinellida; Geodiidae
Source: the annotation of a GenBank genome assembly